AGUCUUUCGGCUACUUUCACAGUGUGCAACUUCCACUCUCUGCCCGGGUAAUCGUAUCACAGAAUCAGCUGAAUUGGCUAUUUUUUCCUACUCUCCUGCUGACCCACGUCUGCGCCACGGUGGAUUGUUGACUCAGAGAUAUAGCUUGAGAAAUUAGAUCGGGAGUUUACGAAAUGUCGUGGAUUUAUUUGCUUUUCCUUAUCAUCUCUUCUGUGGAACUGUCAGCAUCGGCACAACCGGCAAUUCUGGAGGUGCCACGUCCAUGGCAGCUAGAGCCACCUACAAAGCAAAAUGUUCUCCUCCUUCUUGCUGAUGAUGGAGGAUUCGAAAUGGGAGCCUAUAGGAAUCGAAUUAGCCAAACACCAAACUUGGAUGCUCUGGCCAAGGAGAGUGUGAUCUUCAAUAAUGCUUACACUUCCGUUAGCAGUUGUUCCCCAAGUCGUGCAGCUCUCCUAACUGGGCUUCCAAGUCAUCAAAAUGGGAUGUACGGGCUGCAUCAGGGAGUGCAUCAUUUUGACUCCUUCGACUCAAUUUGGAGUGUCCCGAAGAUUCUCAGUAGCAAAGGCAAUGUUCGAACAGGAAUAAUUGGGAAGAAGCAUGUGGGACCAUCGGAAGUGUUCAAGUUUGACUUUGAGAGGACAGAAGAGGAGUACCCGAUUAAUCAAGUUGGAAGGAAUAUUACGAAUAUUAAGAAUUUAGUAAAAGAAUUCCUCCAUUCAAAUGACACACGUCCAUUCUUCCUCGUUGUGGCAUUUCACGAUCCCCACAGAUGUGGCCAUGUUACCCCGCAGUAUGGAAGUUUCUGUGAACGCUGGGGAAGUGGUGAGGAAGGAAUGGGUCUCAUCCCUGAUUGGCAUCCAAUCUACUACGUCUGGGAUGAGAUUGAUCUGCCGUUCUACGUACCGGACACGGAACCUGCUAGGAGGGAUGUUGCAGCUCAGUACACAACCAUAUCCCGUCUGGAUCAAGGAGUUGGAUUAGUCCUCAAAGAACUCAAAGAAGCUGGCUUUGAUUCCAACACUCUUGUUGUCUACACCUCAGACAAUGGGCCACCACUACCAUCCGGUAGGACAAAUUUCUACGAUCCUGGCAUUGCUGAACCGAUGUUCAUCAGAUCCCCAGCAGCUGAUGCAAGAAGGAAUGAAGUAACGUACACAAUGACAAGUCUAUUGGAUCUUGCCCCAACAUUUCUCGAUUGGUUUGGUGUGGAGUACCCCAAGAAGGCAAAGACAAAGCUCACGGGAAAAUCCCUUCUGCCCAUUCUAUCCGCAGAGCCACCAAAUGAUCCUGAUGCAGCUGUAUUUGCCAGUCAAUCCUACCAUGAAGUCACCAUGAAUUACCCAAUGAGGGCUAUCCGGACUAAACGCUACAAACUCAUCCACAAUCUCAACUACAAAUCCCCCUUCCCCAUUGAUCAGGAUUUCUACGUGUCGCCAACUUUUCAGGACAUCCUCAACAGGACAAUUGCCAAGCAAACCCUGCCGUGGUACAAAAAUCUCCAGCGCUACUAUCAACGAGAUGAAUGGGAGUUAUUUGAUUUAAAGCAAGAUCCAGGAGAGCUGAGGAAUCUCUUUGGCAAUAAAGCCAUGGACAAGGUGAAGACGGAACUGCAGGAAAGGCUGCAGAAAUGGCUUCAGGACACCAAUGAUCCAUGGCAGUGUGCUCCCCACGGGGUAUUGCAGAAUGUGGGGGAAUUUAAGGAUGAUCCCCAGUGCCUAACCCUGGGGCAUGAAGAUCUUUAAAAAUUAAAAAAUAAAUAAAAAAAUAAUCACAAAUAACUUAAAAUUAUAUUUUUAACACAAUUUUUUACAUUUUAAAUUUUUAAGAAGAAUUUCAGGAACGAAAAUUACAUUUUCAAAUUUUUUUUUAACAAAUGGGAUAGAUUAUGAUAUAAAUCUUUUCUUUUCCUUACAAAUUCGUCAGAGAUUUUUGAUAUUCUGGGAAGAAUCUUUAAAAAUUUGAAUAUUUUAUUUCUUUCUUAGUCAUAUUUUUUAAAGGAAAAUUGCUGUUCCAGGGCCCUUUAAAGGUCUUCCUGGCUGUUUUCUGAAACAAGAAAGUCUUUAUUUUUCUUUUAUAGAAUGACAAUAGAACUAUUUAUAAAAUACCAUAAAUGUCAGUAUCUUUUAAGAAAAGAAAAGAUUUUUAUCAGAAUUCAGUCCAAUAUAAAAUAAGAUUAAAUUAAUUGGUUAUUCUGAACACACGAAUGAAAUUGUUUAGCUCUCUAAUUAUUUUAGCUCUCUAAAUUAUUAUUUGAAAGUAAACGUAAAAUGUAAUUCAAAUUAGCUUUGCACCGAAGCUUUUUAAAAGAAAAAUAAAAUCGUUUUUCAACUAA
Lutzomyia longipalpis is the source of this 2332-nucleotide messenger RNA. RefSeq names its product N-sulphoglucosamine sulphohydrolase (gene Sgsh). The record is from RefSeq and is a predicted model, not a curated record. Bases 174 to 1742 code for a protein of 522 amino acids. NCBI's taxonomy places the organism in Eukaryota, Metazoa, Arthropoda, Insecta, Diptera, Psychodidae. Gene Ontology annotation, biological process: glycosaminoglycan catabolic process; heparan sulfate proteoglycan catabolic process. Gene Ontology annotation, molecular function: N-sulfoglucosamine sulfohydrolase activity. The transcript is spliced from 2 exons.